CCUAAGAAAAGCUUUAGACUUACAAGUUUGGCAUCAAGUCAAUUAACUUAAUUUAGGGGAAUAUACUAAUAGUAUAUUAGACCUGAAGAAAAAGGUUCGAAAAUAAUUUCGUAUUCUCUCAACAAUUUAACUUGUUAUUUAGAAAAUUAUUUUUGCUCUCAAAGUUUUCCACCUCUCCUUCAGGUCGUAAUUAAUAACUGAAUCUACAAAAUUAACUCUAAAUUGUUAUUAACAAGAUGAGGAUGAAGAUGCCAAGGACAAUCAGUGCGUCACAUUAACGAUUCAAGCCUUUCCAUUCAAAGUUAAAUUGCUCAUCUAAAUUAACAUUCAAAUCCAAAAAAAGAGCUUCAACAAUCAAGCUAAUCAAUUAUCCUAAUCAUUGAUUGAUUUAUUGGUUAACAGAUAAAUCCAGACAAUUAAUCAUUCCAUCCCAACAAUUUGCUGGUUACAAUACUUGAUUAGAAACUAUUAAUUACUUAACCAAAGUAAAAUUAACUUAGUAUCAACAACUAACUGAAUUAACUUUAAUGGUCAAUGAAUUUUAGAUUCAACAAUCAACGGAAUUGUUAAAAUACUUGACAAUUGUAAUGAUUGAUGAUGAAGGUUAUUUUUAGGUUGAUUGUUUCAUCCUAUGGGUGCUUUUGAUUGUUGUUUAUUAAUUGUGAUGAUUAAAGUUAAUUUUAAAUUCACAGAUCAAUUGAGCGGUAAAUUGUUUCAAUCUCUCUGUUAACUGUUCAACCAAAUAAUUAGUUUGUCAAUUUUUUUUUUGAUGAAAAAACAAAAUUCAUCUCUCAACAAAGUAAACUAAUCAUGAGAAUUAAUUAAUUGCUCUUCAAAUGUCAGCAAUUAAUUGACAAUCAAGAAGAAAAUUUUGACCAGAAAAUUGUUUGUCAAUCGUAAAGAUGAACAAACAAUUAAAUACAAAUAAUAAUAAACUUGAAAUUAACUAAUUCCUGUUCUGGUUCCGCUUCAAUAUCAUUUAUGUUAUUGUUGAAAUCACUUAACACUUGAUAGUAAAUAAUAAUAAUAAAUUACAAUUACGAUCAACAAUUAGGGAGAAAAACUUUUACUUUUAUGAUUAAAGAUGAAGAUAAACAAUCAAUUGCUCACUCUAUUGUUUAUCGUUGAUUAGUAUUAAUCAGAGUCUUUUCCCAUGGCUGUAAAUUCACCGUGAAACCUUAAAGAUGAGGAUAAAAGUUGAUUAUACUUUGGAGAGCAAUUAAGAAAACGACAACAAUUAAAUCAACAGAUUCUAAGGCCAAUGGAUCAACUGAUGCAAAUCUUUCACCAUCUUCACUUUAAAUGUAAACAAUGAUGAAUAUGAAUCCACUAUUUAAACGGUUAAAUCAGUGAAUUAAUGUUCAUUUAGUGUUGACAACAAUUAACGGUCAUUUAAUUUUCUUAAUAACAGUGAAAGUUAAAAAUCAAUAAGAAAAAUGAAUCAACAAUCAAUAGUUAAUUUUGUUUCCUUGUUUCUUUGGAUUCUGAUUUCUUCAGUGUUGGCUAAGGAAUCAGUGGACAGAGAUGGUGAUCAACUGAGGAAUCAACAAUUAGCCGGUAUGUUAACAACAAGUUCACCCGAACUAAUUAAGCCAAGAAUGGCCUCAGGGACUUUUUCCCUUGGUCAGUUCAGUGGGAAAAGUGUAAAGGUCAAGAAUGGAGUUGAUGUUGAGGCGAUUAAGAGUCGUGUAGAUAAAGGGACUGCCGUUGUUUCCGGAAUUCUGUCCACAUUUGCAGGUUCCGGUGAUUCGUCCACACUGGAAGAUGCUUUUUCUAAGUACGAUGAAUUGAUGGAGGACAUUGAGGCCGAUUUGACGAAAGCUAAGAUUGGAUUAGGAUUGAAAUUAGAAGAAAGUUUAAAAGAUUAUAAAAAAUCGAGUGAUCGAUUUUUCCGCUCUUUAAGGUCAUUUAGUGGUACAAGUUGGGGCUAUUUUCCUAAUCAGGGUGGCAAUUAUUUUCCACAAUUAGAUGAGAAAGAUUUGAAGAAACGAGUGAUGAAAUUAAAUGAGAUGCUGAAUAAAGGAUUUGAAGGUUUUCUCGAAAUGUCAGAAAAAAGCAAAGAUGUUCUAAGGCGAAUGUACAAACGUCGAUAUGAGAUGAGAAAUGGUUUUAAUUAUCGUCAGAAUAAAAUCAAAUAGCGCAAUUAACUAACCAUCUUAAUACAAUCGAUGGAAAUUGUAAUCAACUUUUUGUGUAAUUUAUUCUAAUGUAACUUGUGUAACUUUUUUUUCUGUGAAAAUAAAGUAUUAAAUUCCUUCUUCAACUGUAAUAAUAAUUAUCAAUUAUUUUCGGAACAAAAUCGAUUCCCCUAAUUGUUGCCAAUUAAUUAAU
Panonychus citri (citrus red mite) is the source of this 2331-nucleotide messenger RNA. RefSeq lists its product as uncharacterized. Lineage: Eukaryota; Metazoa; Arthropoda; Arachnida; Trombidiformes; Tetranychidae. The coding region runs from base 1437 to 2138 and encodes 233 amino acids. The record is from RefSeq and is a predicted model, not a curated record. The transcript is spliced from 2 exons.